This is a messenger RNA of Heteronotia binoei (common prickly gecko), 2229 nucleotides long. RefSeq names its product solute carrier family 1 member 2 (gene SLC1A2). The transcript is spliced from 11 exons. Lineage: Eukaryota; Metazoa; Chordata; Lepidosauria; Squamata; Gekkonidae. The record is from RefSeq and is a predicted model, not a curated record. Gene Ontology annotation, molecular function: neutral L-amino acid transmembrane transporter activity; glutamate:sodium symporter activity; L-glutamate transmembrane transporter activity. Gene Ontology annotation, biological process: L-glutamate transmembrane transport. Bases 65 to 1786 code for a protein of 573 amino acids. Gene Ontology annotation, cellular component: plasma membrane.
CCGCCCCCCCUUUUAAAAUCUUUGGAUUUCUUCGGAAGACAGACAAGGGGUCUUGGACAGGACCAUGGCAUCCACGGACGGUGCCAACAACAUGCCAAAGCAGGUAGAAGUGCGGAUGCAUGAAAGUCACCUGAGCACAGUGGAACCUCGUCCAAAACAUCUCAGUGUGCGGCUCUGCUAUUCACUGCGAAAAAAUCUGCUCCUUUCACUGACUGUAUCUGGUGUCAUCUUGGGUGCUGUAUGUGGUGCUCUACUUCGAAUGGCAACACCUAUUAACCCUGAUAUUGUCAUGUUGAUAGCCUUCCCAGGAGACAUCCUUAUGCGAAUGCUAAAAAUGUUGAUUCUUCCAUUAAUUAUUUCAAGUUUAAUCACAGGUCUCUCUGGCUUGGAUGCUAAAGCCAGUGGCCGACUAGGUACAAGGGCCAUGGUUUACUAUAUGUCUACUACUAUCAUUGCUGCUAUAUUGGGGGUCAUUCUGGUCAUAGCCAUUCAUCCAGGCAACCCCAAACUCAAGAAGCAGCUGGGAGAAGGAAAGAAGAAUGAUGAAGUAUCCAGUCUAGAUGCUUUCUUGGAUCUCAUCCGGAAUUUGUUCCCUGAAAACCUCGUCCAAGCAUGCUUCCAGCAGAUUCAAACAGUCACUAAGAAAGUACUUGUCCCUCAAGAAAUUGAAGAACCAGCUAAUGUUACAGAAUCCAUUUUUGCCAUGAUGAAUGAAACAGAAGUAACUGCAGAACCACAGACGGUUAUUAAGAAGGGCCUUGAAUUUAAGGAUGGAAUGAAUGUUUUAGGUCUUAUUGGGUUCUUCAUUGCUUUUGGCAUUGCAAUGGGCAAGAUGGGAGAACAAGCUAAGAUGAUGGUGGAUUUCUUCAAUAUCUUGAAUGAGAUUGUAAUGAAAUUGGUAACCAUGAUCAUGUGGUAUUCUCCAUUUGGCAUUGCCUGUCUCAUCUGCGGGAAAAUCAUUGCAAUCAAGGACUUGGAAGUAGUUGCUAGGCAACUAGGCAUGUACAUGGUAACUGUGAUCAUAGGCCUUGUCAUCCAUGGAGGGAUCUUCUUGCCUUUGUUGUACUUUGUUGUAACAAGGAAAAAUCCCUUCUCAUUCUUUGCUGGAAUCUUUCAAGCAUGGAUUACUGCUCUAGGCACUGCUUCAAGUGCUGGUACAUUACCUGUUACCUUCCGCUGCCUUGAAGAAAAUUUGGGCAUUGAUAAGCGUGUGACAAGAUUUGUUUUACCUGUGGGAGCCACCAUUAACAUGGAUGGGACUGCCCUUUAUGAAGCAGUGGCUGCCAUCUUCAUAGCACAGAUGAAUGGAGUUGUGUUAGAUGGGGGACAGAUAGUUACUGUCAGCCUGACAGCCACCCUUGCAAGUGUUGGCGCUGCCAGUAUACCAAGUGCAGGACUGGUUACCAUGCUUCUCAUCCUCACUGCAGUGGGCCUUCCCACUCAGGACAUCAGCUUACUUGUUGCUGUAGAUUGGCUCUUGGACCGAAUGAGAACAUCAGUCAAUGUUGUAGGAGACUCAUUUGGAGCUGGCAUUGUCUAUCAUCUGUCUAAGGCAGAAUUGGACAACUUAGAUUCCCAUCACAGAGGACAUGAAGAUAUUGAAAUGACGAAGACUCAGUCAAUUUAUGAUGACCUGAAAAAUCACAAGGAAAACAGUUCAAAUCAAUGUGUUUAUACAGCUCACAACUCUGUGAUAAUAGAUGAAUGCAAGGUAACCUUGGCAACCAAUGGGAAAUCUUCAGACUUCAAUGCCGUUGAAGAAGAACCUUGGAAACAUGAGAAAUAAGACAGAAACAAUCAAUAAACAACCUUUAAUAAUUCCUGAAAGUUGUCUGAUGGUAAAAGCUGACAAUUAGAUGAUUUUUCUCUCUUUCUAUUUUGAAUCAAAAAUAUCUGCUUACUUAGUACUGUUAGCUUAGAAAAGAUGUCAUAAAACCAUUGUUCCUUUAGUAUCUUUGCCAAAUAAUACCACAUAACCAUCUGUCUCAUUUGUAAUACCAUUUGAACGGAUGCAGCUGGAAGACACUAGGUUGGUUCUAGAAAUGAAUUUUUGCUGGGCUUCCCAUUCUCACUCAAGACACAGAGAAUGUAAAUGCUGCAAUAAGGAAAAAUCAUAAACCCAAGAUGGCUGACUUGCUCCAGGAACUUGAGCUAAUAAGCAUUAAGUAUUGUGCUACCCAUUCAGUAUUUGCAUUGCCUCUUAUCCUGCUGUACCUGUGAAGGAGCACU